UAUUAAAAAAAAUUCUCCUAACGUCCAGUUUGGCCAAUCUUACCGCUCCUCCAAUCUUCAUCUUCCAUGCCCGAUCCGACGUCGGACUUCAGAUCGAAUCGUUCGCUUCAAGUUCUUCUUCCUCAUCAUCUUCCUCUGAAUCCCUAAUUCUUUCCCUCUCGAUUCGUUUUGAACAGCACUUUCGAAGCUCUGAGGGAGAAACUCUUUUGGCAGUUCCUGAAAAUUCAGCACAGGGAGGGGAGCGCCACGGAGACGGACGGAAGUGGUGGCAAUCGCUUUUGGUGGAAAUAGGGAGGUCCAGAUUCCGAUCAGGGUUUAAUGAAAUUCGUGUCUGAUUGGAGGAACGUUGAGUGUGAUUCGAGGAGAUUGACGAAUCGCGAGUUGGAAAUCACGUGGCGCUAUUGGCCCAGUGAAUGCAUUUCGACCCCAUAAUUGCUAUUGAAAUUUACCCAUUUAGUCAACUGUAUAAUUUUUAAUCAGGCAAGGUUCCCUCUUCUUUCCAUUUGUUGAAGGAGGAGGAGGAGGUGAAAGAAGAGAAUCGAAGAUGUUUAAGUUCUUAAAGGGAGUGGUGGGUGGAUCUGGGUCUGGACUCAAAGAUCUGCCCUACAACAUCGGCGAUCCGUACCCAUCAGCUUGGGGCUCCUGGACUCAUUUUCGCGGCACCUCCAAGGAUGAUGGGUCUCCAGUAUCUAUUUUUUCUCUUUCAGGUAGUGAUGCACAAGAUGGACAUUUGGCUGCAGGUCGCAACGGUGUGAAGCGGCUACGAACUGUUAGGCAUCCAAAUAUUUUAUCCUUUCUUCACAGUACUGAGGCUGAAACUAUUGAUGGUUCUGCUUCCAAGAUUACAAUUUAUAUUGUUACAGAACCUGUUAUGCCAUUGUCUGAAAAGAUCAAGGAGUUGUGUCUAGAAGGUACCCAAAGGGAUGAGUAUUAUGCUUGGGGUCUGCAUCAGAUAGCUAAAGCUGUGAGCUUCUUAAACAAUGACUGUAAACUUGUUCAUGGUAAUGUUUGCUUGGCCAGCGUAGUUGUAACUUCAACCUUGGAUUGGAAGCUCCAUGCUUUUGACGUGCUUUCUGAGUUUGACGGGAACAAUGAAUCUUCCAGUGGGCAAAUGCUGCAAUAUGCCUGGCUCAUUGGAUCCCAAUAUAAACCGAUGGAACUGGUGAAGUCUGACUUGUCUGUUAUUAGAAAAUCCCCUCCAUGUGCCAUUGAUUCUUGGGGAUUGGGUUGUCUCAUCUAUGAACUUUUUUCUGGUUUAAAGUUGGGCAAAACAGAGGAGCUGCGAAAUACUGCUUCCAUCCCCAAGUCUUUACUUCCAGAUUAUCAACGACUAUUGAGCUCUAUGCCUUCUCGCAGGCUGAAUACAUCCAAGCUUAUAGAAAACAGUGAAUAUUUUCAAAAUAAGUUGGUCGACACUAUACACUUCAUGGAAAUUCUUAGCCUAAAGGAUAGCGUUGAGAAGGAUACCUUCUUCCGCAAGCUCCCAAUUCUAGCUGAACAACUUCCUCGUCAAAUAGUACUGAAAAAGUUGCUUCCGUUAUUAGCUUCUGCCCUUGAAUUUGGUUCAGCUACUGCCCCUGCCUUGACAGCACUGUUAAAAAUGGGUUCUUGGCUUUCAACUGAAGAAUUCAAUGCUAAGGUUCUACCUACGAUUGUGAAAUUAUUUGCUUCCAAUGACCGAGCUAUCAGAACUGGACUCUUACAACAUAUUGAUCAAUUUGGAGAAUCAUUGUCUUCCCAAAUGGUUGAUGAACAGGUCUAUCCUCAUGUUGCCAAUGGGUUCAACGACACAUCUGCUUUUCUUCGUGAAUUAACUCUGAAAUCCAUGCUUGUUUUGGCUCCCAAGCUUUCUCAACGGACUAUUUCCGGGUCAUUAUUGAAGUACCUUUCAAAGUUACAGGUUGAUGAAGAAGCAGCAAUCCGAACAAAUACGACCAUAUUGCUUGGGAACAUUGCAAGUUACUUGAAUGAAGGGACAAGGAAGAGAGUUUUAAUUAAUGCUUUCACUGUCCGUGCACUGCGUGAUACAUUUUCUCCAGCCCGUGGUGCAGGCAUCAUGGCAUUAUGUGCUACAAGUGGAUAUUAUGACAGUGCAGAGAUUGCAACCAGGAUUCUUCCUAAUGUUAUUGUGCUUACUGUAGAUCCUGACAGUGAUGUUCGAUUGAAAUCCUUUCAAGCAGUUGAUCAGUUCUUACAGAUAUUAAAGCAAAACAAUGAGGAAAUGUCGGGAGAUACAGCUGCAUUAGGUUUGAACAUCCCGUCUCUACCAGGAAAUGCUAGUUUGCUCGGAUGGGCGAUGAGCUCCUUAACUCUAAAAGGAAAACCCUCUGAGCAUGGUUCUAGCGCUCCUGUAAGCUCUAAUGCACCUUUGGCUGCUACAAGCUCUGAUUCCACAUUAGUUGAAAACCCUCCAACUACCUCACCUAUAAGGGUAAGCUCGAGUUUCGAUUUAACUGAACAACACGCAACUGAAUCCCCUACAUCGACUGAUGGUUGGGGCGAAGUUGAAAAUGGAAUUCAUGAUGAAGAUGAAAAUGAGAAGGAUGGGUGGGACGAGUUGGAACCGCUCGAGGAGUCUAAACCGUCUCCAGCUCUUGCCAACAUUCAGGCUGCUCAAAAACGACCUGUAUCUCAAAUUGUGUCACAAACGAAACGACCAAUUCAUUCAGGUUCAAGUUCGGGUUCAAGAAGUACACCCAAGCCAACUAAAGAAGACGAAGAUCUGUGGGGUUCCAUAGCUGCCCCUGCUCCAAGAACUGGUUCGAAACCAUUGAAAGUAAAAGCAAGCACAACUAUUGACGACGACGAUCCUUGGGCUGCCAUCGCCUCUCCCGCACCUAUGACACGAGCUAAGCCAUUGUCAGCUGGUAGGGGAAGAGGAAACAAACCCGCUGCUCUAAAACUAGGCGCACAACGGAUAAACCGAACAUCGUCGACAGGUAUAUGAUUACAUAUAGUACAAAUCAAAAAAGAAAAAAAGAAAGAUUUCAAGAUUCAAAUUGCCUGCAAAUU
Molecule: messenger RNA, 3012 nt
Organism: Cucurbita maxima (winter squash)
Lineage: Eukaryota; Viridiplantae; Streptophyta; Magnoliopsida; Cucurbitales; Cucurbitaceae
Product: probable inactive serine/threonine-protein kinase scy1
Exons: 22
Coding region: 545-2947 (800 amino acids)
Biological process (GO): protein phosphorylation
Molecular function (GO): ATP binding; protein kinase activity
Source: RefSeq, a predicted model, not a curated record